AUGCAGACCUUGCAGACAGCCUGGGGGACUGAGUCUGAGGGUUACUACUUCAAGGAGGAACAAGGUGUCUCCUGCAUGGAAGUGGCUGAGCAGGCAGAAUCCAUUGACAACCCGCUGCACGAAGCUGCCAAAAGAGGCAACCUGAGCUGGUUGAGAGAGUGCUUGGACAACCGUGUUGGUGUUAAUGGCUUAGACAAAGCUGGGAGCACUGCCUUAUACUGGGCCUGCCACGGCGGUCACAAAGAUAUAGUGGAAAUGCUAUUUACUCAGCCAAAUAUUGAACUGAACCAACAGAACAAGUUGGGGGACACUGCUUUGCAUGCUGCUGCCUGGAAGGGAUAUGCAGACAUUGUCCAGUUGCUUCUGGUGAAAGGUGCCAGGACAGACUUAAGGAACAACGAGAAGAAGCUGGCCCUGGAUAUGGCGACGAACGCUGCCUGUGCCUCCCUCCUUAAGAAGAAACAAGGAACAGAUGCAGUUCGGACAUUAAGCAAUGCUGAGGACUAUCUUGAUGACGAAGACUCCGAUUAA
Molecule: messenger RNA, 531 nt
Organism: Echinops telfairi (small Madagascar hedgehog)
Lineage: Eukaryota; Metazoa; Chordata; Mammalia; Afrosoricida; Tenrecidae
Gene: OSTF1
Product: osteoclast stimulating factor 1
Exons: 7
Coding region: 1-531 (176 amino acids)
Biological process (GO): signal transduction
Molecular function (GO): protein binding
Source: RefSeq, a predicted model, not a curated record